Oncorhynchus kisutch (coho salmon) is the source of this 2392-nucleotide messenger RNA. RefSeq names its product thyroid hormone receptor interactor 13 (gene trip13). Gene Ontology annotation, molecular function: ATP binding; ATP hydrolysis activity. The record is from RefSeq and is a predicted model, not a curated record. The transcript has 15 exons. NCBI's taxonomy places the organism in Eukaryota, Metazoa, Chordata, Actinopteri, Salmoniformes, Salmonidae. The coding region runs from base 101 to 1378 and encodes 425 amino acids. Gene Ontology annotation, biological process: meiotic recombination checkpoint signaling; reciprocal meiotic recombination. Gene Ontology annotation, cellular component: chromosome; nucleus.
GGAAGUACAUUUCCCACAACAACGCAUCUACUUCAGGUUCAACAAAACUGCGCGCUAAAUUCGAGUGACGUUCAGUCGAUUCCGUACCAAAAACGAAGGUAUGGAGGGCGACAGAAUGGAGGUAGGGGAUCUGAAGCAGAACCCCAACGACACGAACAACAUCCAUGUGGAGGUUCACGUCAAAUCUACCAGCACUGCCAAGAGGUCUGACGUGAAGAUGCACGUCUUGAACCUGCUGAACCGUCAUCGGAUGGUGUUCGGGGCCUUCAGGUGGACAGAGUUUGACGAAGACUUCCUUAUCAAACACGUCCAAUCAGUGGCCAUAGUGGACGCUGAGAGAAAACCCAUAGAUCUGAAGAGCUGCAGUCUGUCCAUCCACAUCUUCACCCUGAAUGAGGACGGGCCCAGCACUCUGAACCUAGAGGAGGAGGAGCUCUCUGCAGCCAAUCACUGGCUCUUACCAGCCGCUGAGUUCCAUGGCAUCUGGGAGAGUCUGGUCUAUGAGAGCGGGGUCAAAACACAACUCUUGGAUUACGUCUCAACCACAAUUUACUUCUCUGACAAAAACGUGGACAGCAACCUGAUCUCAUGGAACCGAGUUGUUCUGCUUCAUGGACCCCCGGGCACAGGGAAGACGUCUUUGUGUAAAGCUCUGGCCCAGAAGCUGUCAAUCCGACUAUCGAACCGGUACUCUUACGGGCAGUUUGUUGAGAUCAACAGCCACAGUUUGUUCUCCAAGUGGUUCUCUGAGAGUGGGAAACUGGUCACUAAGAUGUUCCAGAAGAUACAACAGCUGAUAGAUGACAAGCAGGCUCUGGUGUUUGUUCUCAUUGAUGAGGUGGAGAGUCUGACGGCAGCGCGGAAAGCCUCCCAGUCCGGAACGGAACCCUCAGACGCCAUCCGAGUGGUCAACUCUGUCCUCACACAGCUGGACCAGAUCAAGCGGCAUCCUAAUGUUGUGAUCCUGACCACCUCCAACGUGACAGAGAAGAUAGACCUGGCGUUUGUGGACAGAGCUGACAUCAAGCAGUACAUUGGCCCUCCGUCUGUAGAGGGCAUCUUCAACAUCUAUCUGUCCUGCCUGGAGGAACUGAUGAAGUGCCAGAUCGUGUACCCCAGACAGCCACUGCUGACCAUGUUUGAGCUGGAGACCAUGGGCUUCAGGGAGAGCAAGGUGUCGGAGCUCAGCCUGGUUCUCAGGGACAUCGCCAUAAAGAGUAAAGGUUUUAGUGGCAGAGCGCUGAGGAAACUACCCUUUUUGGCCCAUGCUCUUUUUGUGAAGACCCCGACAGUGGUCCUGGAGAGGUUCCUGGAGGCCAUGGACCUGGCAGUGGACAAACAGAUCGAGGAGAAGGACAACCUGGUCAACUGUCUGUGAUCUACAGGGACACUGUCUCAAAUAGCACCCUAUACCCUUUAUAGUGUCUGUAGGGAUCUGGUCAACUGUCUGUGAUCUACAGGGACACUGUCUCAAAUAGCACCCUAUACCCUUUAUAGUGUCUGUAGGGAUCUGGCCAAAAAGUAGUGUGCUAAAUAUGGAAUAGGGUGCUAUUUGGGACCUGUCUCAGACAGUCUGGACCUGUUUUACCCAACGGUUGAUGGACACGGUCUCUUCUGGUAUUUCAUGUACAUUUUAUUUCCUGGUUAAACAAUAUACAUUUUAUAAUCAUAUUUUUCUAACCACUUCAACGUUGACCAAUUUAGUUUUCUCACAGACAGUGUGUUUUACCAUUAGAGCACUAUAUUAAAGAUGGCAGCCGUCAACCAGUCGGUCAUGUUCUGUGGAGACUUCCUGAAGCUUGUGUUGCUACUGCCGAGCGUCAUCAAUGUUAGGUGCGUUCUCAGCACGUUUUAAAAAGCCUGAGAUGCAGUCCUCUCUUGAUACGUGUGACUAUAACGGCUUUAAUUUCCUAACCCAAGACGGCAUGUCCCGAAUGGCUCCCUAUGAUCCCUAUGCAUUGCACUACUUUGGGCCGUGACCCAUAGGGCUAUGGUCAAGCGUAGUGCACUAUAUGAGGGAAUAGGGUGCGAUAUGGGAGACGCCCCCCCAUAUGUUGUUUACAGCACAUGUAUUCAUUACUCUGUCUGCUUGUCUGAUGUUUUCUAUGUGAGCUUGCUGUUUCCUAUACGUUUCAAUAGUUGCGAUUAGAAACACAGCCUUUCUGUUAUUGUAAAUGAAUGCAAAUGCCCCCAAUAGGAGAGCUUCAAUGGAAAUGUACAAAUUCUGAUUUAAUUUCUAAUCCUGUGGAUGUUUUUUUGAUACUCAAGGAUGUUCCAUGUAUUGUGUGCUGCCUUCAUAUGGUCUCUUCAUUUAAACUCAGGAUACACAUGUUCAUAACUGACCUGGUUUAUUUAUAUAUAAAACAUUGGAUUAUUCAACUCUUUAAAAACA